Messenger RNA from Colius striatus (speckled mousebird), 4261 nucleotides. It is a transcript of the gene TDRD1, whose product is annotated as tudor domain containing 1. The transcript is spliced from 24 exons. The record is from RefSeq and is a predicted model, not a curated record. The coding region runs from base 185 to 3352 and encodes 1055 amino acids. Lineage: Eukaryota; Metazoa; Chordata; Aves; Coliiformes; Coliidae.
GGGCCAGCGCUUCCUCGCCAGCCGAUAUGGACCCUGAGGUGAGAGGCCGCGCCGGCCCCCAGCUGUGGCGCAGGUCUAUAGGCUGCUGAGGGGCGAGGCCGCCUCGGAGUAAACGCUGCUCGGAAGGAGAAAAGGGGCUCGGGGAGGCUCUGCAGUCCCCGCUGGAGGCUCUGGCGUGGUUUCCAUGGAUGGAAUGAGUGGGAGAAGGAACUCACUGGUGACAGCUGCAGCUAAUAAAGGAAACACUGUGUUGCAUUCUGAUUUGAUUCAUGAGAAGCCAAAGAAACUGCAAAGUUCCUGUGAAAAUAUUUUCUCUAUUGGCUAUGUUGAGAGUCUCUUCAGGUCAUUAACACCACCCCCUGAAAUGAGGACUUGCCAUCACUGUGGCCUGUUUGGAUCCCUCAGAUGUUCACAGUGCAACCAAAUAACCUAUUGUUCUGAAGAUUGUCGGACAAAAGAUUGGAGAGCACAUAGAGUUGUGUGUGUGCCAAUUAAGCAGAGUGUAAGUAAUAACAAUGGAGGCAAGUCACCUGCUAAAACCAAGAAGGAAGUUUGUCUUAAGGAUAAUUCAACUUCUGUGGAUUCUCUCAAGACAGAAGAGCACAUCGAGAAAGUAAUGAUUUCAGAUCUCCAGACUCUAGGGAUCAAAAAAGCUAUGGAAGUACAGGGUACAAUAGCAGAGUUCAAGAGUCUGAGUGAAUUUUAUCUACAAAUGAAUCGUCCAGAAGUUUUAGACCAGAUCAGUAAUCUUUCUGUGAAACUGCAAAACUGUUAUGGUAACACAAUUAUUCAAAAGAAGUACAUUGCUAUCAAAGGAGAAGUCUGCGUUGCAAGGUGUUCUUUGGAUCAGACCUGGAGCAGAGCACUGGUAAAAGAUGUGGAUACGUUUCAGAAGAAAGCACAAGUAUUCUUUAUAGAUUAUGGAAAUGAAGAAAGUGUUCCACUCUCCUGUCUCAGAGCUCUGCACAAAGACACUGAACUGUUGCUUCCUCCAUGUGUCAUUAAAUGUUCCUUUGCUAAUUGUUGUGGAAAAAGAAAAGGAUGGAAUGAAGGCAUCGCCAGCUUUUUGUCCCAAAUGGUGGGAAAGCAAUGCUCAGUCACUGUUGUUGAAAUAUUACAGGAGGAAAUGAUGUUGAGUUUUGCUGUAGAUGUUAUUCUUCCAGGUUUUGGAGACUGCCUGAAUAAAGUACCUUUAGAAAUGAGGCGUGAUAUAACUCCAGGAAGUAAUGACAAAGCAGUAGGCUCUCCAAAAGUGUCAGAAAACUAUUCUGAGAGAAGUAAAGAAAAAAUACCUGAAGAUGAAGAAAUACGUGCUGACUCAGUUGCAGAGUGUGUCUCUGUAUGUGUUGGAGAAGCAUUUUCUGGAGUGGUUUCCUUCAUCCAAAACCCAAAUGACUUCUUCUGUCAGCAGUUGUGCAGUAGCUGUCCACUCGCUGAUCUUCAAGUGUCACUUAAUGAACAAUGUGACAAAUUUCCCAGUAGUGUAGAUUUCCGUCCUGCUGUUGGAGAUAUGUGCUGUGCUCAUUUCAAAGAAGACAACCUUUGGUAUCGUGCUGCUGUGCUAGAAUACAUUUCUGAAGAUGUUGUUUUGGUGGUCUACAUAGAUUACGGUAAUUUGGAAGCUGUUCCACUGACUAGACUUCGUCCUAUGAUCCCAAGAUUAAGGGAUUUGCCAGCUCUAGCCAUCAGAUGUACCUUGGCAGGUGUAAAGCCACCAUUAGAAUUCUGGACCUCAAAAGCUACUUCUGUUAUGAAACAACUGGUGAAAAACAAAGUGUUCAUGGUAAAAGUAGUGGGUAAAGAAAGUGUUAAAUGUGUGGUGGAGCUUGUAGAUACAUCAGUUACUCCAGAAAUGAAUUUAUCGAGCUAUCUCAUAAAGAAUGGCAUUGCAGCUGAGAAACUGAGGACGGCCUUACCAGCAACUGCAACGAGUGACGUUAAGCAAGCAAAGGGGGAGAGAAGGAAUAAAGUAUUUUACAAGUGGAAUAAAUUAACUGCUAAACAAACAGUAGAUGUCAUAGUGUGUACACUGUACAGUCCUGGAGAGUUCUACUGUCACAUUGCGAAUAACAAUGAGUUACUUGCUCUAAGCUCACUUAACAAGUCACUGUCUGAAUACUGUCAGCAAACUCCACCAAAUGUUUCUAAGCCAAAGAAUGGAGAACCUUACUGUGCUUUUUUCUCUGGUGAUGGGAACUGGUACCGUGCUUUGGUGCGAAAUGUUACUUCAGAUGGAACUGUUAAAGUGUACUUUGUGGACUAUGGGAAUGUUGAAGAAGUACCACUGGAUAAGAUCCGGCAGAUCUCACCCUCAUUCCUCAAGCUUCCAUUUCAAGGAAUCAAAUGCUGGCUCUCAGGUACGAGGCCUGGUAAUAGCAAAUGGAUUCCAGAAGCUACAGAGAGAUUUCACAUGUACACCAACGGGAUAAAACUUCAAGCCAGAGUAACUUCCAUUUCCAGAAAUGGGGCAGGUGUAGAGCUUAUUGACAAUUCCACAGGUCAUCCAAAAGUGAUCAAUGAGAUAUUAACUUCUGAAAAGCUAGCUGAAAAGGAAGUUCUACAAGAUAAAAAUAAUUUUCCAGACAAGUCUGUGGAUGAAGAAGAAACCUCACUUGGGCACUGGAAGAUGAUUGAAUUGGCUGUAGGUGAAACUAUAUUUGUCUGUGUAACAGAAGUUGUAAGCCCAGACUUGUUCUACGCUGUACCAGUUCAAACUGUAGAUGAAGAGAAGCUACAUAACCAGUUGAUUGAACUAGAAAGCUACUGUAAAUCUUGUAAGAACCAGUCCUUCAAACCCAAACUGGGUGAAGCCUGUUGUGCCAGGUUCUCAGGUGAUGGCUGUUGGUACAGAGCCCUUGUUCUCAAAGCAUCUCAGUCUGUUGUGGAAGUGCUAUACGUUGACUAUGGGAACACAGAAACUGUACCACUUUCAAGGGUGCUGCCAAUCACUGAUUCCUACUUAAAGCUGCCUUUUCUGACAAUUAUAUGCUCACUUGCAGGAAUAGAGAGAGCUGAGUGGUCUCCAUUAUUACUUGACAAGUUCAAAAAAAUGUUAUUGCACAAAUAUGUCACAAUUACAGUGAAAGGGAUCGAUGGAAAUGUGAACAGAGUAACAGUGGAGAAACAGUAUGAAAAUGGUAGUUUCAGUGUAGCUGAUGAAUUGAUAAUGGAAGGUUUGGUCAAGUCCUGCAGUGCUGAAAACUUAAAUACUGAACAUCAAGGUAACGGAAGCAAGACAAAAUGCUGCUGUGCAGAAUUAAAAGUGCAACUUAAAAAGCAUGAACAGAUCCUACUCUUCCUUCUAAACAAGUAUGGGAAUCCAGAUGAAAUGCAAUCACUGUUGGACCACUAAAUCUUUAUGUGCCGCUUCGUUUGUAUGUAGGUUGCUGAGGUUAAAAAUGAGAGUUGCUUUGUUUUAACUUGGCUGUUUAAGUACCUCUAUUCAUCUGUAGACAGAGAUUGUGAUGUGAGUAUGCAAUUGAAGGAUUUCAAAGCUGGAAGCUAAAAUUCCUGUUCUGUUUUUGUUUUUUGCCACUGUGUGCUGGUAAGCUCUUUUGUUUUGCUGUUGAAUGUUGGGUAACUGUGGAGCAGCCGCUGCAUUACGAGUCUGUUCUGUGUAAACUUACAUUUUGAAAUGACUGUAAUCGUAAAUCUUACUUCAACUUGAGUACACUUUAUUUUACUUGAAAAUCUAUCUUGAUUAGUCUUCUUUCAACUUCAUUUCAGGUCUGAAGCUAGACUGAAAUUAUUCUUCAUAAACUUGGUUUUGUAUCAUUAAUGUCUGAAUCUUGUCUGGGACUGCAUAUAGAUAGUCGUUAACACUUCAGUGCAUGCAGUUCUUUCUUUACACUGUGUAAUACUCAUCUCUGAAUAGUGAUUUAAAGUAAGUGAUAUUAGAGCUGUUUUCUCUGUAGCAGCCGUGUCAGGAUUUCUGUCCCAGAAAGUUUAUUCACAUCAUACAAGUCCCGUUCUGGGAUAUCAUUAAAAUACCGAAUCAAGUUAUGAACAGAUUCUCAGUAUUUCUCCAAAAUGCAGUUGGUACCUAAUUGUCACUUCUGACUAAUCCUGUGGUGGUGUUACUAAGGAAUGCCAAAUUACUGUUCAUAGAGCACAGGAGACACUUGCUUAUGAAAUUGCAGGGUCAUCUUUUUUUGUCCACUUGAAGUAUAUAUUUUAAAGCUCAGGCUUUGUGCAAAUUGGAAGGAUGUUGAGAUUAAACUUGUUGUGAAAGUGAAAUAUUUUAGUUUGAUUUCAUGUUUUA